Messenger RNA from Fragaria vesca subsp. vesca, 3270 nucleotides. RefSeq lists its product as uncharacterized. The coding region runs from base 1 to 3270 and encodes 1089 amino acids. The transcript has 13 exons. The record is from RefSeq and is a predicted model, not a curated record. NCBI's taxonomy places the organism in Eukaryota, Viridiplantae, Streptophyta, Magnoliopsida, Rosales, Rosaceae.
AUGGGUUUCCUUAGAGUUUCAUGGGCUGUUUUGCUUCUUUGGGUUUACUCAGUCUUGUGCUUGAAAGCACAGUCUUCUAGUUCAGAGGUCUCUCUUAAGUUCUUGAAAGCUCCUCAUGCAUUUUCUCAUCUGAACUCAGCCACAUUUGCAUUUGAAGCUUUGGUUGGUGGCAAUGCUAGCGCAUGCACCGAUUGCAGUUUCAGUUGCAAGCUAGAUGAUGGCAAUGGUUCAAACUGUGGAACUGGGAAAGCUUUAUACUCAGGAUUGCAGGAUGGAAAGCAUACAUUUGAGGUCUGCACCAAUGGGACUCAAGGUGUUGGUUGUGCCUACUAUAACUGGACUGUUGAUACAGUACCCCCAACAGCAUCUGUUGCUGCCUCUAGAUCUUUUACAACUGCUACCAAUGUUUCAGUAAAUAUUUCUUUCAGUGAAUCCUGCAACGGUGGAGGAGGUUUUGGAUGUUCGUCUGUAAACACCUGCAACCUGCUAGUCUAUGGUGCUGGCCAAGUUAUACCAUCUUCACUCAAUAUUCUGGAGCCAAACCUCAAAUAUUCUCUUGUUGUGGGUUUAUCAUCUUCUGUUCAAUAUGGGCGAGUGAUCCUGGUAAUGGAUAAGAAUUUCUGCUCUGAUGUUGCUGGAAACAGAUUCGUAAGAACCGAAAAUUCGAGUUUCUAUGUACGUAUUGAUAGAAGACCUGUCUUUUGCAACCUGAGGAUUCAUAUUCCUGAAACACUACUUCAGCUAAAUGGUGAAACUCGAACAGUGCAGGCCACACAUAAUCAUAAUAACCUAAAGAUUUAUCUAUAUUUCUCAGAACCUGUCCUGAAUACAUCUGCACAAAUUUUGAAGUCUAUCCACAUAAGUCAGGGCAUACUUUUACCAAAUAGCACAAACAACUCUGGGAAUCGCAGAUUUGGCUUUGCGGUUUCAAACAUACCUAGCAUUGCUAUAAUCACAGUGAGCGUCAAUUCAAAUUUGAUAAUAACCAGACAAGGGACUCCAGUUUCUCCAAUUUCACCUGCAACUUUCCUUUUCGAUUCUCAAAGGCCUGCGGUGAAGUUGAGUACAACCUCAAGCAUGAGAACAAGAGAACACAGUAUUUCCAUAUUAAUAAAGUUCAUGAAGCCAGUAUUUGGUUUCAACUCCUCUUCUUUAGUACUCUCAGGAGGACAUUUACAGAGCUUUCAUGAAAUAAGUAGGAGUAUGUACACUGUCAAUAUAGAAGCAAUUAAUGAUAUUGUUUCGGUUAAUGUUCCUGAAAACGUAUCUGGGGAUGUUGCUGGAAACAAAAAUCUAGCUUCAAAUGUUCUUCAAGUAUCACACUAUACAGUGCCCAUGAUAUCUUCUCUGCUAUCUGCAUUUGUGACUGCUCUUUUUGCCCUGACAUCCAUAACUGCGGGGCUGCUUUAUAUUUCAACUGCAAGCCUUCAAUCCCUAUGGACAUUUAGGAGAGCAUCUUCUUUGGCAUCUCAUCCAGCAAGAAAUCUUUUUAGAAUUGCUUGUCAUAUACAAAUCUUUGCACUCUCUAGAUGGUUGGCAGUUACAUUGCCAAUUGAUUAUUAUGAAUUUUCAAGGGGUUUACAAUGGAGUAUUCCUUACUUCAAUCUCCCAUGGGAAUCUGGGAAGAGCUUCCAAGCCUCAAGUCCUUACACCAGCUCAAAGUCCUACACUAAUGAAGGUUAUGAUUCAGAAAUUUUCAAAAGCAAGCAGCUAGAAGAAGAGAGUUCUGAUAAGGUUACUUCAGUAUAUGGGUUGCCACUUACUCCAAUGGAAUACAGAACGUUCUUUGAGGGUGAAAAUUUUAAACCUGAAGCCGAGUAUCUCUCCGGUUCUUAUAACAGGUGGAGGAAUUUUGAUAGAACCAUGUUCUGGUUAGCGGUGAUUAGUGGUAGCUUGCUCCUAGUACAUAUUUUACUCCUUUUCAUUCUGAAACUGAGGAAGAAAAAUUCUGAGAGACAGAGUGGUUAUGGAGCACUCACAUUCCCAAGAUUUGAGAUAUUUCUUGUAAUUCUUGCACUACCUGGUAUUUGUGAGGCCUCCGCUGCACUAGUUAAAGGUACUUCCCAAACAUUUUUAACCUUUUCUAGAGGAGCGUCAUCUGGAGUUACAGUUGGCUGUCUGUUGUUGGCUAUCACGUCUUUUCUGCUGCUAGUCUUGUUCCUUUUCCUCUCAAUCGGCAUUACAUUUGGGAAGUUACUUCAAUACAAGGAAGUACAUCAAGAAGGCCAGAAAUUUCUCUGGUUUCAAGAGAUUGUCCGAGUGACACUGGGUCCAGGAAAAAGAGGUCAGUGGACAUGGAAAGAAAAACCAAGCUCUGUGUAUCUAAUUAUCUUUGGCCCUCUCUUUGAAGAUCUGAGAGGCCCUCCAAAAUACAUGCUCUCUCAGAUUUCUGAGGGCAGUGCUCGCAAGCAAGGUGAGCGUAUUAUUGACUCUGAUGAUGAAACAGAAGAUGCAGAAGCACCUUUUAUCCAGAAACUGUUUGGAAUACUCAGAAUAUACUACACACUAUUAGAAUGUUUGAAAAGGGUUUCUGUUGGGAUCAUGGCUGGUGUCUACAUGGACAGAUGGAAUUCAAGAACUCCUUCAAUUACCUUACUGUGCAUAACCUCUUUUCAACUUUUCUUCCUCGUUCUUAAGAAGCCGUUUAUCAAGAAAAAGGUUCAGUUGGUUGAGAUCGUCUCGGUUGCCAGUGAAGUAGGUUUAUUUGCAACUUGUUUGGUUCUCUUGGAGAAGGAAUUUUCAGCCAGUGACAGGACUAAGCUUGGUAUUUUCAUCAUACUGCUGUUCUUAGUCGGAUACAUUGCACAGAUGAUUAAUGAAUGGUAUGCAUUGUAUAGACAAACAUUGCUUCUGGACCCUGCCGAGAACUCCUUCUUUACUGGUUUGAAAUUAGCUGCAACCGGCUGUGUCUUGUUAUUCAUCCCGCGGAGAUUCAUCAAUAACUUGGAAAGCAAGUUCCAAGAAAGGCAACAGGUGGUGGGAGCAACAAGGGAUACUAGCUCUUCUGAGUACCGGAGAUCCGGGAGUAGGGGCACCACUCCAACUGAUAGACCAUGGCUAAAGCAGCUGAGAGAGUUGGCAAAGUCUAGCUUUAGUAAAGAAGGAAGUAGCGGAUUUGCAAAUGACCCUUCGAGCAGUAACACUCGAACUAGAUGGAGCGGGUUCUGGAGCAGCAAAAUGAGUGGAAGCUCAUCUAAGUCUUCUGGUGAUUCGAAAUCAAAACCAAGAGGGUUGUACAAAGACUUGGAGGCUAUUUUUGCAUCCAAGUGA